Priceomyces carsonii is the source of this 714-nucleotide messenger RNA. RefSeq lists its product as uncharacterized. Lineage: Eukaryota; Fungi; Ascomycota; Pichiomycetes; Serinales; Debaryomycetaceae. Bases 1 to 714 code for a protein of 237 amino acids. Gene Ontology annotation, cellular component: nucleus. The record is from RefSeq and is a predicted model, not a curated record. The transcript has a single exon.
AUGUCUUGUGAACACGAACAUCACCAUGGGCCUAGUGGUGGCCAUGGACACGAUCAUGGCGAUGAUGGGCGUGUUCCUCCCGUUCCAACCAGUGUGGCACAAUCUUUGCACGGUAAAAUCGAUCUUCCCCACGUAACUGCGUUGAAUGUGGAAAACCCUCCAGACGAGGUGCUGAAAAUCUUUAGGAAUUCGUCACAGAGGUACGAAUUGAAACCUGUAAUCAAGUCGGACUCUGAUGAGCAGGUGAUCUUUCACAUUCCUUUCAUAAACAGUUCUGUUAAAUUGCAUUCAUUGGUGCUUCGUACAAAUGGAUCCAAAUACUGUCCAAAGACAAUUAAAUUGUUUAAAAACGACAGAACAGUUGAUUUUGACAACGCAGAGUCCAAGGUAGCUACAUUCACGAUAUCACAUCCUCAAGUUGGGGUUCUAUAUGACAACGACGACGACGAAUUGCCAGAUACGAUAGAGCAAGAUUCGGAUUUCGUUGAACAUCAUCUCCCACGACAUAAGUUUACAGGGGUUCAGCAUCUAACCUUAUUUGUGGAAUCUGUUCACGGGGAAGAAGACCAGAGUCGCUUCCAUUACAUUGAUUUAAGAGGCGAAUUCACCGAGCUUACAAAAGAUCCUGUUAUUGCCAUCUACGAGCUGGCCGCAAACCCUGCUGACCAUAAAAAUGUUUUACAGGAAUCUGUUAAUUUUUCAGUAGGAAAUUAA